CGCCGCUGCAUGGGUGGGCCUUGUCGUCGUCAACAGAGACAACUACGAAUAACAAAAAAAAAGUUUGGUUUCUUGGGGAAUUUGGAAACGGUGAACCCGAUCAAGGGCUCGCUGACUAUUUAAUAGAGUCGGGAUGCGAGUGCCGAUUGACUGAUUGAUGGACCAGCUCAUGUACAUACACGAAGUCAAGGUAACUCGGCUAGCUUGGGUGCUGUUAACCAUCGGAUGAACGAAAGUCGCGUAGCAUUUCUGUUCUGUACCGUAGGUUCAGGGUCCAUCUGAGAUUUCACCUCGAGCACGAAUUUUAGCGCCAAGUGUGUCAGGAGUAAGCCCCACCAAGACCAAAACCCACGCACACCCCAUCCCAGGAGGUCCUUGUGUCAUGGGUGUGUGUUUACUCCUUUUGCUGGAGGCGGGCGCCUACAUGUAAUACUACCAAGUACUGAUCAGUUAGAACUAAGAACCCUACACCUCUUUUCGACUUUUUAUCAUCACUCAGUGCAACAAGACCUCGAAGCCACUCUUUGUGUGCCCAAGUCGGCAUCGAUCGCCCAAAAGUCACGUACCUAUCCCAGCAUCCGCCAGCCACCAGCGUGCGCCCCCCAUUGUCUCUGGUUGUUCUUUCCCACCUGAUGCGACAGCCCAGAAGAGACUAAACCUGCUAGCAACCCACUACUUCGCCAUUCCAUAAGCCAAGGCACCCACAAGCCGUAGAGGCUAAUACUCUCCAGUCGUCCGCCCUUGAACCGAUCUGAUCUCUUGCAACUUUAGCAUCACGGGCCAGCCGACCUUCCCUCCCUACCUUACAUCACUCUCACUAAGCUCACCCAAGGGUUUCGACCGCUCCACCUACGAACCCAACAACCUCUUAUCCUCCACCAGCACUCUCGACUGAUGCUAGGGAACACCGUACAUGAUUCCACGACCAACUUUCCAUUGAUAAACGCCAACGGGAACUGUUUCGAUUCAGCCAGCACCACGCAUUCAUACGCAAAAAUGGAGGAUAUCAGAGGUCCGCCGGGCCGCCAUAAGAGCAUGUCGAUGUUGCUCGUAUCUUCAUAUGCCUUCGACUGGGUGGUAUUACUUGUUGUCGCCGGCAUUGGAGGCUGGCUUGGGAUUUUGCCGCCUAACCACCGCCCGUUUCAACUUGAGAAUCACAACAUCUCAUUCCCUUUUACAGAAAAGGAAACCGUGCCUAUGGUUCUGGCGGCAAUACUGAACACGGGUUUACCGAUCAUCAUUGUUUCUUUCAUUGCCCUCGUCUUUGUUCCCGGCUCGACUGUACCACCUGGAACCCCUAAGAGCAUGAUCUGGAGGAGGAAGCUGUGGGAGCUCCACACCGGCUUGCUCGGUCUGGCUUUGUCUGUCGUGGGCGCCUGGUUCGUGACCAAUGCCAUGAAGAACAUGUUUGGAAAGCCGCGCCCCGAUUUGAUUUCUCGCUGCCAGCCUGACCUCGAGAACGUUGCCAAGUAUGUCGUUGGAGGCAUUGCAAACACUACUAGCAAUGGCCAGCUCGUUAGCCACUUGAUCUGUAAGAACCCGGACUCCGCGCAGCUUGAGGAUGGCUUCCGAUCUUUCCCAAGCGGGCACUCUUCCUCUUCGUCAGCAGGCCUGCUGUAUCUAUCGCUCUUUAUCGCUUCCAAGUUCGCGAUCACCAUCCCAUUCCUUGCGCCCAGCAACUUCUCGAACGCGAGCUCAUUCAGUGCCUUCCCGUCCCGCAUCCAACGGUCCGGCGCCGGCUCAGAGAGCUACGAGAUGGUCGACCGCUCAAAUGGCGGAUCCCCCUCUGACGACAUCUCCCGUCCCAAUGACCCGGCUGCGGCUAGGCGCCUGGCCUCGCAUUCGAGAGCCGUCGCCGCUGUCCGUCUCCAGGCUGCCGCGCCCCCGCUUUACCUGCUACUGAUCGCGUGCCUUCCUACCUUCGGUGCCAUAUUCAUCUCCGGAUCUCGUUGGUUCGACUACCGCCACCACGCCUUUGAUAUCAUUACUGGCUUCCUCAUUGGCGUUAUCACGGCCGUAUUUGCGUUUCGCUACUACCACCUACCCAUCAGCCAAGGCGCCGGCUGGGCUUGGGGUCCUCGAAGCCAGGACAAGGCCUACUGGGCCGGUGUGGGAAGCUAUAGCUACGCGACCAGCAAGAACGAUUGGUCGCGUGCUGGCGAGGAGGAUGAGGCCAGCGUCGAGGCUACUGCACAGGCGACCGAUUACGAGAGUGUGAGGCGUCAGCACAUUGGUGUCGCUUCAAGUGGACACAACGGUCCUGUCAAAAGAGCGUACGACAACGCGAGUAUACAUUCGGCUAGACCAUCACCGCCGAACGCGAAUCAGUUCGAUUUUACCAACAGGGUCUAGUUGAACCCCAAAGUCUGGGUCUUCGACUGAGAUGACACCCAAUAAAAUCAAAGAUUCCUAAAUCUUAGGAUCAGUUUUAGAAAAAGAAGGAAACUAUCAGCAAAUUUUUUAUGAAGGGUCUUACUAUUUGUAUCAUCAAAAGGCUUUUCAUUGCUUUCAUGAAUCGCAGAGCCGAGCUUGUCUAAUACCCAUGUUAACGAAUUUUGGGGGCUUUUUUUACAGCCUUGUUGCUAGAGCUCUCCUGUGCGCUCAUUUUCUGUAUGUUUACUCAUAUGGAUUCCAUGUUGUAAGAGCUUCGGACGAUGGAGUUUGAUAGUUAUUUUUUUUACUU
This is a messenger RNA of Pyricularia oryzae 70-15, 2683 nucleotides long. RefSeq names its product PAP2 domain-containing protein. Lineage: Eukaryota; Fungi; Ascomycota; Sordariomycetes; Magnaporthales; Pyriculariaceae. Gene Ontology annotation, molecular function: phosphatidate phosphatase activity. Bases 895 to 2352 code for a protein of 485 amino acids. The transcript has 3 exons. Gene Ontology annotation, biological process: phospholipid metabolic process. The record is from RefSeq and is a predicted model, not a curated record.